Molecule: messenger RNA, 5779 nt
Organism: Varanus komodoensis (Komodo dragon)
Lineage: Eukaryota; Metazoa; Chordata; Lepidosauria; Squamata; Varanidae
Gene: RPGRIP1L
Product: RPGRIP1 like
Exons: 26
Coding region: 1388-5185 (1265 amino acids)
Biological process (GO): retinal rod cell development; non-motile cilium assembly
Cellular component (GO): photoreceptor connecting cilium
Molecular function (GO): thromboxane A2 receptor binding
Source: RefSeq, a predicted model, not a curated record
CCUUCGAUGAGGCCACCCGGUCCUGCAAGGGAUUCUGGGGUGCCUCACCAUAAAUCAGGGGCUCCAAUAAAAUGGGAGCAUGCAUGCAUGGUAUAUAUGAGAAAGAAUAUGCAGAUAUGCAAUCUGCACGUUUGGGUGUGUAUCCAUCAGUGUGUAUCACGAACACAUGCAUGCAAUCAGUGUGAGCUGGUAUGUGUAUGAAUGUGUGGGGUGUGCAUACGUAUAAUAUGCAUCUGUGCACGUGUCUAUUUAUAUGUUCUUGUUUAUGUUAUGUAGCUAUACUUCUACCUGAUCAAAUAUACUCAGAAUAAGUGGGUGUGAUAUAGAGUGUGCGUGUUUGCUUGUGUGCAUUUGGAUAAGUGAUUGAAAGUGUUUAUACAUCCCACAGAAAGUGUACCUUCGGACUACAUACACAUACAUGCAAUCCAUUUAUGUAUAUGUGUACAUUGUGUAUAAGGACUUUGUAAGGAAGCCACCGCCUUGAAGAGCAGGGCUGUCCUGGUUCAGCCAUUCUGGAGGGCUUUCCUUCAUAGGAUCUUCACGUGUCAGAUUUGACCACCCGGACCAACAACGAAUGCAGUGUGUGUGUGAUCCAGUGUGUGCAUGAAUGCUUGUGUUUGUAAUUGAGUGUUACGUUGACAUACGUGUAUACGAUCAAUGGAAUCAGGUUGUUUGUGUGAUGUACUGUGUGUGUGGUGGGUGCAGUUGCCAGGCAGCCACGUGUAGAAUUCAUAGCAUUGUUCCCUUCUUGUAUCCCCGUAGCAUCCAGGGCAAACUUCCCUGAAGUGCUGUUUGAUACUUUUAAAGCUACAUGUGUGUGUGUCUAUUGUUAUACAAACAAUCGAUGCAAAUAAACAGUGGGUUGAAUCCAGACUUAGCUCCUGCUUAAAGUAGAUCAGAAUGGGACCAUGGGACCCUCCAGUUCUUGCUGGACUGCAACUCACAUCAUUCUGCACCAUGGAAUGGUGGGUUUCAUGCCAUCAGGAACUGCAGUUUGUUCCAAAAGUGAAACCUUUCAGUCUCUGUCCUCACAUAAGACAAGGGGUACAUGAGCCAAGGUGCUCAGGGCCCAAAUUGAGAAAAGCCAACAGGAGCAGAAGGGAUGCCCACAUGGGGAAUAGGAAUUGGCAGGUACAAUUUUUGACCUGGCUAGCAACGGGCAAAUAAAAAUUUAGUCCCCUGCAUAUUUAGUAGCAGUUUACAGUCACACAGGUUGCUUUAAGAAGGAUCUUUGCCCUUCUUAGAAAAGGAUUGGUGGGACAUUUAUUUUUUAUUUAUUUACAUUGCAAUUUGUAUCCUGCCUUUUUCCUACAAAGGGCUCAAGGCAGCUUACAUCAUCUCUCCUCCUCCAUCUUAUCCCCACAACAACAACCCUGUGAGCUCAGCCAUGUCUGCCAUGGCUGAUGAAACAUCAGAGGACCUACCAGUGAGAGAUGUAGGCCUGAAUUUUGGAGGGCUACAAGAGUCAUCAGCUGCCCAAAAUGCGAAAGCCCGGCAAACCGUUUCACGCAUCAGCCGAGAAGAGCUGGAAGACCGAUACCUUCGCCUGCAUGAGGAGAAUAUCUUACUUAAGCAGCACUCACACAAGCAAGAGGAUAAAAUCAAAAGGAUGGCCACCAAGUUAAUACGGCUCGUUAAUGACAAGAAGAAAGCCGAGCAAGCCAGUGGCGGCCCCAGGCGGCUGGGCCAGGAUGUGGAAAUGGAGGAAGUGAUCGAGCAGCUGCAGGAGAAAGUUCAGGACCUGGAGAAGCAGAACGAGGCCAUCCGCCACCGGCUUAUUUCGACAAAGCAGCAGCUGCAGCUUCAGGGACACAAGCACGCGCCCUACAGCUAUGUCCAGGCACGCAUUAAUACCGGCCUCCGAAAAGCGACUGAGGGCAUUGGAGUCCAAGAGCGUGCCAAGAAAGGAAUGAGAUUGCAGGAUGUAGAAAUCCGGUCACUGAAAUCCCCCCAGGCGCUGCCACCCAAGUAUGGGCAGAACUUACUUGAAGAAGCAAGAACAGAGAUAAGAAACUUAGAAAAUGUCACUGAAUCAUUACGUGCACACAAUGAGGAAUUGGCACGUACAGUAGAGAUGCUCAGAAGCGAAAUUAGGAAGAAGGAAGAAGAGUUUGAAGACGCGCUCCUGCAACUGAAAGAGCAGCAAACGACAGGCCAACGGUUAAGCAUUCGGGACAACGUUGAAAUGAUCAAGCUCCAUAAACAGUUGGUAGAGAAAAGCAAUGAAUUUUCAGCAAUCGAAGAAAGAUUUCUUCAGCUUCAGGAGAACCAAAGGAGUCUCAAAGCAAGUCACGAUGCCCUGAUGGCAAAGGGAGACGAACUCAAUGUGCAGCUUAAAGAAGAGCGAGCCAAGUGCUUCCACCUGGAGAGGGAACUGCAGGCUGCAGGAUUUUCCAAGCGACACUUGCAAGAGCUGCAAGAAAGAAUUGAUGAUUUGGAAAAAGAGAGGGAUCUUCUAAAGGAGAACUAUGAUAAAUUAUAUAACAGUGCCUUCGGUGUGACCCACAAUCCGCAGUGGAAGUUAAAGGAGCAGCAGCUGAAGCGGCAGAUUCAGCAGCUCGAGGCAGUGUUAAAGUCGGAUUUAGCAGAGAAAAAUGACAUCCUAGACAGACUCAAAGCGGAACGAGACCAAAAUGAAAAGCUCACCAAGGAGAUGAAGGAGCUGCAGUUACGCUUUCUGGAGCAGAAGCAGCAGUUGGACGAAUUGAAGGAUCGCAUGAAGUUUUUCACAAAGGACAGCAAUCUUGAUGCGGCCGAACUCAGUGAAGCUCUGAUGCUUAUAAAGGUUCGUAGGCAGGAAGCAAGUGGAAACCUCCCAUUUUUGGAGAAAGUAGACGACGACAACGUCCAUAAGGAUUUGGAACGUUCCAUGCGCGAGCUCCAAGCAACCCAUGCAGAAACUGUUCAGGAACUUGAAAGGACACGCAAUAUGUUAAUUGUGCAGCAUAAAAUUAACAAAGACUAUCAGGCAGAAGUGGAAUCCGUGACCCAGAAAAUGGAGGCUUUGCAGCGAGAUUAUGAGUUAAAACUGGAACAAUACGUCCACCUUCUUGAUGUGAGAGCCACACGUAUCCGAAAACUGGAAGCCCAGCUAAAGGAUAUUGCUUAUGGCACAAAGCUGUACAAAUUCAGACCAGAUAUCUUGCCAGGUGAUCCCGUCGAUGAGUUUGAUGAAACUGCCCAUUUAGAGCGGGGAGAGAACUUGUUUGAAAUUCACAUCAGCCGAGUGCUGUUUUCUGCUGAAGCUGCAAAGUCUUUUGGGGACCAAGAACCUGCCACAUUCUGUACCUACGCAUUCUAUGAUUUCGAGCUGCAGACCACGCCAGUUGUCCGGGGCCUUAACCCUGCCUACAAUUUUACUUCUCAGUAUCUUGUACGGGUUGAUGACUUCUUCUUACAAUACAUCCACAAAAAUGGUGCCACACUUGAGCUUCAUCAUGCCUGUGGGAUGGACUUUGAGACAGCCGGCUCCUGCCAGCUGAGAUUCCAUGAAAUAUUGGAGAAGAAUGGCCGGAUCUAUAGUUCAGCAAUUUUGGUUGGAGUUGGAAGAGAGAUCCAAAACUACGGGACUGUGGAAUACUGGAUCAGAUUACGUGUUCCCAUGGACCAAGCUAUCAGGCUGUAUAAAGAGCGGGCAAAGGCUCUUGGGUACAUCACAACGAACCUAAAGGAUCAGCCAAUGCUCAGUCCUGCCCAGGGCAGCAGUUCAGCAGAUGGGAACUUAAACGAGCUCCACAUUACAAUAAAAUGUUGCAACAAUCUGCCAUGCCAAAAGAGCGGCCUCCAGCCAAAUCCUUACGUAGUCUACACGUUCUUCGAUUUCGCGGACCAUGACACCACCAUCAUCCCUAGCAGCAACUGCCCGGAGUUUGCUGAUCACAUGUGCUUCCCGGUGCCAAUGAAUGUGGACCUCGACCGCUACCUGAAAUCUGAAUCCUUGAGCCUGUAUGUUUUUGACGACAAUGAAACAGAAGACGGUGUUUAUAUAGGAAAAGCAAAUGUGCCUUUGAUUUCAUUAGCUCAUGACAGAUACAUUUCAGGUACCUUUGAACUAACGAAUUAUGAAGGCCGCUCCACUGGCACCAUUACUGUUGAACUAAAAUGGAAGUUCACCUACCUUCAAGCAGCUGCAACGAUUGUAGCAGCAGACUUGGGAGUUUACAUCCAGAACGAGAAACCAGUGAAGGGGCAAGGGGAAGGUUCAAUCUUGGCUCCUUCCUUUUCUCCAUCAGCAGUGAGGCCUCAGCCGAAGCCAAGGCAGCGCCUCCCUGCAGUGGACAAGAAAGUGUCUUUUGUAGAUGUGGCCACACUGUCAGCUACAAGCCCCAUUCCUGAAAAAGAAGAUAAAGAGAGCAAGCAGAACACUGAAGAUGAAAAGGCUAUUGUUUCAAGCAUUCCUCAGGCUGUGCCAGAAGCGGCAGCAGAAAACGGAACCAGCAAAUCCACAGCCGAGAUUCAGCAAGCACACGAGGAUCUCUCGCAGCUCUCUGAAGGUCAGUUUGCUGACCAGAGCUCGUCCACUUCAGGAGACGAAACCGAAAUUACUGAGGAAUUGGAAGCAGAAGAACAAGACCAAGAAGAGAGACAGACAACGGAUGCAGCCGAAUCUAUAAUAGAUAGCGAUGACUGCAUCGUUCCAUCUUCAGUAUCCACAAGCCGUAAUCAGUCUGCUGACAAAAUCAGGAUUGAAAUCGUAUCACUCAGCCUCUCAGAUUCCCAGAUUGCAAGAGACAACACUAUACAACGGUUGUUUGUGGAGUGCAAGCUCUCCACUUUCCGGGCUGAAACUCCGGUAUCGCUCCCGAAACCCAAAAGCGGGCAGUGGAUCUGCUACAAUUGCAGCCAUGUGGUACACCUGGAUGAGGCGGGCAACAAAGCGAGGCGGGAUUUCCUUAAAGCCGUGCUUCAGGGGUCCGAGCCCAGCCUGGGAAGUAUACAGUUCACAGUGGUAAGUGAUCCGCCCGAAGAGGAGCAGGAUCUGGAGUGUGAGGAUAUCGGCUUUGCCUACGUCAGGCUGAGUGAGAUAUUUAGGAAAAAGCAGGACAUCACCGAACAAGCCAUCAAUGUUGUCAGUUCACAGGAUGAUGGAGCAGUAAUAGGGCACCUCAGAGUAACCGUGAAAGCUUUCCAGGCCCUGCAUUCCAUCUAUGAGGAGCUUAAAAACAGCCGGGAGGUCAGAAAAUAAGAGUCUUCACCCACAGAAGUGCCUUCUCCCAGCGUGGCCAAUGUUGGAUAGCUCUUGGAAGACAGAGAGCUGCUAUAGUAUAUUUAAUGUAUAAUUUAUAUGUAAAGGAUGCACAAUUUGCUGUUGUAAAGUUUAUAUAGAUUUCUGUCUGUUUGGAUUUUUUUAUAUAUCUAUCCCCCCACACCCCCGGCAAGGCUUCAGUCCACAGUGGACACCAGCUUGUAAAUAAUUAAUACCUACAUGAUUGAAUGAUGUGCUUUAUUUGCAUUUUCCACAUAUUUUUGCCUUACAUAAAACAGUAAUAAAAAUGCAAGUCCAAUUUUUAAUUUUUAAUAAAAAAGUAAGCCUUAGAAAACUGAUUAAAAAUACUUUUAUGUUAUCCCUAAUCACCCCACUAAAUGGAAUGCCUGCGAUUAGCCUCAUUAAGAAUUUUAUACUGUGAAGCUUUUAUUAGAAGCAAUAUAUGAAAAUUACUUGGAUUAAUGUGUUAAUCUGCCUCUUUAAAAUGCUAAUAUCCAUUUUAUGCACAUUAAAUCUCAGUAUGCGUUUUCUUUGAUGCAUGCCGUUUCUAUCAAUUAAAUAUAAAGAACGCGA